AUGCAGACCUACACAGGCCCCUUCGUUUAUUAUGUCAAGUCGUCGUUGCUGGAAGAGGACAUCCGAGCCAUCCUGCAUUACAUGGGCUACGUGCCCGAGUUAGGGACUGCGUACAAACUCAAAGAGCUUGUGGAGACCCUCCAGGUGAAGAUGGUCUCCUUUGAGCUCUUUCUGGCCAAGGUGGAGUGUGAGCAGAUGCUGGAAAUCCACUCACAAGUCAAGGACAAGGGCUACUCCGAGCUAGACGUGGUGAGCGAGCGCAAGAGCAGCGCAGAGGACGUGCGGGGCUGCUCGGAGGCCCUGCGGCGCCGGGCUGAGGGCCGGGAGCACCUGACGGCCUCCAUGGCCCGCGUGGCGCUGCAGAAGUCAGCCAGCGAGCGGGCGGCCAAGGACUACUACAAGCCACGGGUGACCAAGCCCUCGAGGUCGGUGGACGCCUAUGACAGCUACUGGGAGAGCCGGAAGCCGCCCCUGAAGGCCUCGCUGAGCCUGCGGAAGGAGCCGGUGGCUGCAGACCUGGGCGAUGGCCUCAAGGACGAGAUCAUCCGCCCGUCCCCCUCGCUCCUGGCCGUGUCCAGCUCCGCCCACGGAAGCCCGGAUGACCUGCCGCCCCCCUCGCCGAACAACGGUCUGGGCCCGCUGCGUGGCACGUACUUCUCCGCUCAGGAUGACGUGGAUCUGUACACGGACUCGGAGCCGAGGGCCGCGUCCCGGAGGCAGGACGCCCUGCGGCCGGACGUGUGGGUGCUCAGAAAUGAUGCCCACGCCCCCUACCACAAGCGCUCGCCCCCCGCCAAAGAGUCCGCCCUGUCCAAGUGCCAAAACUGCGGUCUGUCCUGCAGCUCCUCCCUCUGCCAGCGCUGCGACGGCCUGCUUGCCGGUCCCCCGGCCCCCAGGCCCGGCGCCUUCCCCAGCAAGGCCUCUGCCCACGACAGCCUGGCCCACGGGUCGUCUCUGCGGGACAAGUACGCGGGCCAGACUCAGGCCCUCGACCGGCUGCCGCACCUCCACCCAAAACCCAAGCCCUCGGCCACAGCCACCUCCCGCUGUGGCUUCUGUAACCGCCCGGGUGCCGCCAACACCUGCACCCAGUGUUCAAAAGUCUCCUGCGACACCUGUCUCGGCGCCUACCAUUAUGACCCCUGCUGCAAAAAGAGUGAGCUGCACAAGUUCAUGCCCAACAACCAGCUGAACUACAAGUCCACCCAGCUCUCCCAUCUCGUGUACAGAUAG
Messenger RNA from Puma concolor (puma), 1233 nucleotides. The record is from RefSeq and is a predicted model, not a curated record. NCBI's taxonomy places the organism in Eukaryota, Metazoa, Chordata, Mammalia, Carnivora, Felidae.